Molecule: messenger RNA, 445 nt
Organism: Caenorhabditis elegans
Lineage: Eukaryota; Metazoa; Nematoda; Chromadorea; Rhabditida; Rhabditidae
Source: the annotation of a RefSeq genome assembly
AUGCCUCAUAUUGUUCCUCGUGAACUCUUCCAUGACAUCGGAACUCUACCCCAACGAAUUAAUCGAAGCUCAUAUUGAAGGUGUUGAAGUUUUCGAUUUUCUCAUUUUGAUUGACGCUUUGCUCCAACAAGACCGUGGAAUUGACACAGACCGUAACUUCAUCACUGAGAAUGUCGAUUUGGUCGCGAAUCUAUUCAAAGCAAUCAAUUUACUAGCAGAAGGAAACGAUCCUGCAAUUUUUGAAUAUGAAGAUGGAGAAGAUGAUAAUUUUGAAGAUGAGUGCACCAGAUGCGAUGAAUUCCCGAACAAUAUUGAUUUCUGGAUCAACGAUACGACCAUUUCUCUUCGUGCUGAGAAGAACAAAGUGGAAAACAAUCUUAUCGUAUUCAUAGAGUUUAACAAAGGCGAAAAAUCUUUACUCGAACUGUUUAUCAACUAUUUCUAA